Lecanosticta acicola is the source of this 1266-nucleotide messenger RNA. Lineage: Eukaryota; Fungi; Ascomycota; Dothideomycetes; Mycosphaerellales; Mycosphaerellaceae. The record is from the annotation of a GenBank genome assembly.
AUGGUCCGUCAUAAGAAGGAUUUUGGGAACAAAGGCAAGAAGGGCAGCAAUGGCCCUAGAACCUACGCCCAGCACACACAUCCGGAUCGCGAAAAUGGUCUGGGAGGCAACAAACGCCCUCCCUUCAAAGCAGCAGCAUGGGACCUCAAUCACUGCGACGCAAAGCGAUGCUCCGGAAAGCGGCUGAUGCGACUUGGUCUCAUGAGGGAGUUGCACGUGGGACAGAAGCACGCAGGAGUUGUUGUCUCUCCAAAGGCGAAAACCAUUCUCAGUCCUGCGGACAAGGAUGUUCUCGAGCAAUACGGCGCAGCUGUGGUCGAAGCGAGCUGGAAGAGAAUAGACGAAGUUCCAUUCAAUCGCAUUGGCGGGCCCAACCCGCGCCUACUUCCGUAUCUCGUUGCAGCGAACCCCACCAAUUACGGCAAACCUUGGAGAUUAAACUGCGUCGAAGCUCUCGCUGCGUGCUUCUACAUCUGCGGAAGGAAAGAGUGGGCUGAAGAGAUAUUGAGCACAUUCUCGUACGGCGAAAGCUUCUUGGAGAUCAAUGAGGAAGUGUUGGAUCGAUAUGCUGCUUGCAAGGAUGAAGAGGAAGUCAAGAAGGCAGAAGAAGCGUAUCUGGCACAAAUUGAAAACGAGUGGCGGGAGGACAGAGAAGCCAGAGAAGAGAACAGAGACGACGCGUGGAGAGGCGGCAAUCUCAACAGGAAGACGCGGCCAACUAGGGGUGUUGAGGGCAAUGAUUUGGACGAUGAUGAGGAGAACAGUGGCGACGAGGAUGAUGAGGACGGCAGCGAUGCAAGCAGCAUGGGUGGGAUCGAUCUAGGCGGACCGAAGCCUGGAGAGCAGCCCAAGGUACACGGCAAUACAAGCGAUCAAGAUGAAGAAGAGGAAGACCGAGAUCCUUUUGAUCUACCUCCCGACGACGACGAUGAAGAGGAAAUGGCGGAGCUCCGCAGACGUGUUCUAGCCUCGAAGCCGUUCUCCAACCCAUCAAAGAAGACCGAAGACGAGCGCCAAGCACCAGAGCGGAUACAGCGACCUUCUGAAUCUUCAAAACCUCAGCUUCCAGAAGACUCCGACGCGGAGUCGGGCUCUGACAUCGAAAACGAAGACGACGAAUUCGACAACAUCAUGAACGCAGCGCCCGUGACCGAUCGAGCUGGCAUUACUGCAGCCCAGAGAAAGCGCGCAAUGGAGAAAGAAGGGAAGCUGAGUGCUACAUUUUCAAGAAACGUCGUCAAGGCGCCGGGGAAGUGGCCUCCGUAG